Momordica charantia (bitter melon) is the source of this 1449-nucleotide messenger RNA. Its product is annotated as protein FMP32, mitochondrial. The record is from RefSeq and is a predicted model, not a curated record. Lineage: Eukaryota; Viridiplantae; Streptophyta; Magnoliopsida; Cucurbitales; Cucurbitaceae. Gene Ontology annotation, cellular component: mitochondrion.
UGAGACACAAAAACCAUCGUGGAUGCGGUCUGUAAUAAUAAACAGGAAAUGAAAUUGAGAAAAUUUUCCAUGUGAAAGGUGAGAAGAAGCUCUUUCCUCUUUGAGCCAUCCGUUUUUUUAGUUCAUCAGAAAAUGAGCGUAAGAAUUUUGAGGCGUAUUCCUCCGAAGUUCUUUGUUUGCUCGCGAAGUAACCGCGAAAGUUCCCCGCCGUUGCACGUUUUUUGACUACUGGUGGCUCGGAUCAUCAUCUUCUUCCCUACAAAAAGGCCUUUCUCCCUCCAAUUUUUUUGUUAAUCCGUUUGCGACUUUGGAGACCUCGAUUCGUGCUUCGAUCUUGCAUCUAAUAGAGAAUCGAAUGGCCGCUGGGGCGGCUUUUAAGCGGGUGGGGCAAUUGGUAACCAGUUCAGGAUUUCGAAGGUUUGGAGCUUCGAAGGUGUCUUCGUUUGAAAGCGCAAUCUACGACCGUUCUGCAACUAGUUUAUCGGCUUCCAUCUCUUUGAUUUCCUGGUACAGACACUGUGAAUGUAGGCAGAUCUCUCAUCUUGUGAAAUCUAACGGAAAGCGAUUGUUUCUAGUCGACACUUUAGCCCUAGUUAGGAAAUUGGAAGGUCAAGGAGUGCCCUCAAAUCAAGCUGAGGCAAUAACAGCUGCCAUUACUGAAGUGUUAAAUGAUAGCUUGGAAAAUGUAUCUCACUCAUUUGUUUCAAAGGGGGAGAUGCAGAAAAUUGAAAUGAUCCAGGAUGGCAAUUUAUCAAAAUUCAAAUCGGAAGUUCAAAGUUCACAGGGACACCAUUUUUCUUUAUUGGGACACGAGACUGAAAAACUCCGAAACGAUAUAGAAAAGAUGCGCAGCGAGUUGAGGUAUGAAAUCGACAAAGUCACAGCUGGACAACGAUUGGAUUUGAAUCUUGAAAGAGGGAGGAUACGGGAUGAGCUAGCUAAUCAGAAUGCUGAAACAACCAACCUAACUAAUAAACUUGAUCGGGAAAUUCAUGCUCUCAGGGCUCAACUGGAAGCUGCAAAAUACGAUGUAAUAAAGUACUGCAUCGGUACCCUUGUUUCGAUAUCUGCCGUGGGUCUGGCUGUCCUCCGCAUCUUAAUGUAAACAAUUCAAGUCAUGUUCACAAAAUUCUGAUAACUGGUGUUAGGAUUUAUCAAGGACGAAAUUCUUUUGAGUUUCUUCAACAAGAUGACAUUUUUUCGAUUUUUUUCCCUUCCUUUUGCCUUCUUUUAGCCGAGAGAGUUUCCAUGUAUUAUUGUUUUUUCUCAUGGAAAUGGAUCUCGAUGUAGUAGCAUGUAUUGAAUUCUACUCAUUUGGGAUGAAUCAUAGUGAUAAUAAACAAUUAAACACUUUCUUUUGAUGUAAUAAGGGAGGGUUGUUCAAAAUAUUAGGAUCCAUAUUAUUGUAUUUAUUUCUUAAAUACCAUGCGCCAAAGGCUUUGAUGGGCA